Ictalurus furcatus (blue catfish) is the source of this 1236-nucleotide messenger RNA. It is a transcript of the gene sptssb, whose product is annotated as serine palmitoyltransferase, small subunit B. The coding region runs from base 423 to 722 and encodes 99 amino acids. Gene Ontology annotation, biological process: endoplasmic reticulum organization; ceramide biosynthetic process. The record is from RefSeq and is a predicted model, not a curated record. The transcript has 2 exons. Gene Ontology annotation, molecular function: serine C-palmitoyltransferase activity. NCBI's taxonomy places the organism in Eukaryota, Metazoa, Chordata, Actinopteri, Siluriformes, Ictaluridae. Gene Ontology annotation, cellular component: serine palmitoyltransferase complex.
GCGCCAAACUGGAGAACGGGGAGCGAUGUAAAAGAAGGCACAACCCCUGCAUUGUCGCUGCGGAUUGCCUUUGGGACGUGUUUCUGCGCAAAUGAGUCUCCCUGCGUCUCAGCUUCACGGACCGUAAAUCAGCCGCCCACGCAUUCACGCACGCACGCACGCACGCUCACGCGCGCAGUCACUCAGUAUACACAGGUGAGAGUGAAAAGGAAAAAAAAGGCCAGGGUGGGUGUGGUGUCUGAUCUAAAGUAGAAAAGCUGUGUGCGUGUGUGUGUGUGCGCGCGUGUGUGUGUGUGUGUGCACCUGACAUUCCCAGACCGGUGGAGCAGCUUUGCGUAUGGACAAAGCAGUGUCCCGCGAUCAACUUUAUCCACUAGUCUGUGUGUGUGUGUGCGUACGCGCGCGCGUGUGUGCGUGUGUUUAUGGGUGAAGGACUCGCAGAGUGCCAACCAGCAUCUGGGAAGGACAAAUCCAGAAGCAUGGAUGUGAAGAACAUGCGAGAAUACAUGGGCUGGCUGUACUACCAGUAUCUCCUCAUCACAGGCAUCUACGUCCUGGAACCAUGGGAGAAGUCUAUCUUCAAUACGGUGCUCUUCACCGUAGUGGCCAUGGUGGUCUACACUUCCUAUGUCUUCGUGCCCAUCCACGUGCGCCUGGCACUGGAGUUCUUCUCAGGACUGUGCGGGGAACAGCCAGAGAGUACCGUAGCGCUUAUGAACUAAAAAACUGAGGGGGAAAUGGAGUUUUUUUUUCUUUUUCUUGUUUUAGAGCUUUUCGUCUCUUUUCUCAGGAAGAUUCAGGAGUGAUAAAAGAAAAAAAAUGCAACAUGAAAAGCCAUGUCCAAACUGUCUUCUCCUUUCCUAUCUAGCCUCACAGUGACAUUGUACAUGAUGGUGUCGGACGGGACCCUGAAUGAGUGCUCAUGUUUUGCAUGACAGGACCAAUCCGUCACUUAUGAUCGUUUGCAUGUGGCUGCUUCGCCAUUGGUUUUACCCAUUAUACAUUUCUGCAAUAUGCCUGCGAGACAAAGUGUGCAUUACUUCCUCUCGUAGAUGUCUGUUUCCUUUACAAACAUGUCAAUCUUGUUUGAAUUCCUGUUUGUAUUCACGUUCCCUAUGCAAUGAGGCUCCUCUGAGUGCAAAAAUAAUGUUAGCUGAUGUAAUAUUGAUCAUCGUGUAUGACUCCUGGUAAGUUAAAUCCACAUGAGCAAUAGUUGAACUUCUUCCUUGUGAUAUA